AUGGUCUUCUCAUCCCUCACCCAAGGUUCCAUGGGUCCUCCCGAUCCACGCCACAAAUCUCGGUGCCAAGAUGCCGUACUUUCUCACUCCUUUUCGGCCCUAGAACCUUCGGCGACGGACAGGCAAGCCGCCCGUCCCGGCCUGGCAACCGCACAAGCGCACUCCCCCGGGUCCUUGACCAGCCUCCCCACAGGGCAUCCACUAAUGAUCAUUCAGCCCGCACAGGGAUGGCGUGCGGUAAAGUCCGCUCAAGCCGGUUCUUCCGACGCCACCGCCCAAGAAAACACACGAGGCAGGUCUCGAGUGUCAGGCGGCAGUGCGGAGGGCGUAGAGGGAUCGUGA
Penicillium oxalicum is the source of this 342-nucleotide messenger RNA. RefSeq lists its product as uncharacterized. Lineage: Eukaryota; Fungi; Ascomycota; Eurotiomycetes; Eurotiales; Aspergillaceae. The coding region runs from base 1 to 342 and encodes 113 amino acids. The transcript has 2 exons. The record is from RefSeq and is a predicted model, not a curated record.